GCAGAACCGCGUUUUAUAUGUACAAGUAUAACGCAAAAUGUGCGUCAUGACAGAAUUAGGUGGCGGCGGGAGCUUGUCCCCUUUCUCUUAUUGUUACUUGUUAUUAAGUGACAUGGAUAAUAUCCCCAAAAAUCCUACGCCGUGUCACUGAGUUCGUGUCCAUUUCUGCUUAGACCGCUUCCGCGUUUGAUAUGCAGCAUUCCCUGUUUGUAAAUGAAAGUGAAAGUAUUUUAACAAUACUUUAACUCUCCAUUUUGUCAAGAAACACGGAUAAGAUUCUGUAUUGCAAGAGGCCCCAGCAGGAGUCAUCUGGUCUAGAUCGGCACAGAAAUGGGGGGAGCUGCUUCUGAAAUGACCCCCCCAGCGGAGUGUAAAACAAAGAGAACUGAGAGUGUCCUGAUGGAGAGAGCAGGCUCACCUGUACCCAGCUGUGUUUCCAUGAAGAGUGACCAGUCAAUAGACCAACCAAUCUUCUUCAGAGAGGGACCUUUUCCUACAGAUCAAAGUGUCCUGAUGGAGAGAGCAGGCUCACCUGUACCCAGCUGUGUUUCCAUGAAGAGUGACGAGUCAAUGGGGGAACCAAUCACCUUCAGAGAGGGAUCUUCUUCAUCAGAUCACAGGGGCCGAGUGAAAAAAUGUAAUUCACAUCCACAUAAAGGAGACUUAUCAUCCAUCUUCAAGUUACUGGAGAAAAAAGCUCAAAUGUUUCUGAAGGAUGAGCUGAUGAAAUUCAAAAGGUACCUGGAUCAGAAUGACCCAGAAUGCUCUGAGCCUCAGCUGGAGGAGGACAAUGACCUGGACAGUGAUGGUCAGAUGCAGAAGACCUGUGGUAGAGAGGGAGCUCUGAAGAUCACACUGUACAUCCUGAGGACCAUGGAGCAAAAUGAUCUCGCUGACAUGCUGGAGAAGAGGCAUCUUCUGUCACAGUAUCAGCGCACAAUCAAAUGUAAUCUGAAGCAGAAAUUUGAGUGUGUAUUUGAAGGGAAAGCUAAGGAAGGACAGCCAACACUUCUCAAAGAGAUUUACACAGAACUCUACAUAACUGAAGGGGGAGCUGGAGGAGUCAGUGAUGAACAUGAAGUGAGACAGAUUGAAACAGCAUCCAAGAAAAGGGUAACAGAAGAUACUACAGUCAAGUGCAAUGAUAUAUUUAAACCCUUAUAUGGGCGUGUGACACCUAUCAGAACUGUACUCACGAAAGGGGUUGCAGGUAUCGGGAAAACAGUCUCUGUGCAAAAAGUUAUUCUUGACUGGGUAGAAGGAAAGGCAAACCAGGACAUUCACUUCAUAUAUGCUCUUCCUUUCCGGGACCUGAAUUUGAUUAAGGAUGAAUACAGUCUGAUUGAUCUGCUUCACCACUUUGUCCCUGAACUGAAAUCGAUUGAAUCCACUGAGCUGUGUAGGUACAAAGUUUUGUUGAUCUUUGAUGGUCUGGAUGAGUGUCGCCUUCCUCUAGAUUUUCAGAACAAUGAGAGCUGCUUUGAUGUAACAAAGAAAACAUCACUGGAUGUGCUGUUGACUAACCUCAUUAAGGGGAAUCUGCUUCCAUCUGCUCUCCUCUGGAUAACCUCCCGGCCAGCAGCAGCCAGUCAGAUACCUCCUGAGUGUGUCCACCAGGUGACAGAGAUACGAGGGUUCAGUGAUGCCCAGAAGGAGGAGUAUUUCAGGAAGAGAUUUAGUGAUCAGAACCUAGCUAACAGGAUUAUCACACAUGUGAAAUCUUCAAGGAGCCUCUUCAUCAUGUGCCACAUACCUGUGUUCUGCUGGAUUUCAGCCACUGUCCUUGAAAGGCUUUUUAGUGAGACUGACACGGGAGAAAUUCCAAGGACUCUGACUGAAAUGUACACACACUUCCUGAUCUUCCAGGUGAGCUUAAAAAAUGACAAGUAUAUGAAAAACUAUGAAACCAAGCUUAAGGAAUACAGCAAGGAAUUCCUUUUGAAACUUGGUAAACUGGCUUUUGACAACCUUGAGAAAGGCAAUCUCAUAUUUUAUGAGCAAGAUCUGACAGAGAAUGGUGUUGACGUCACUGAGGCUUCAGUUUACUCUGGAGUGUGUACAGAAGUCUUUAAAGAGGAGUAUGGGUUGUACCAGGAGAAGGUGUACUGCUUUGUGCAUCUGAGCAUCCAGGAGUAUCUCGCUGCUUUAUAUGUGUUUCUGUCAAACUCAUCAGCUGACCUGCUAAAGACUGCAGUGGAUCAGGCAUUAAAGAGCAAGAAUGGACACUUGGACCUCUACCUCCGCUUCCUCCUUGGCCUCUCAACAGACUCCAGUAAGAUUCUGUUACAAAAACUACUGGGAGAGACAAGACCCAGCUCACAUAACAUUAAGGAAACGGCCCAGUAUAUCAAGGAGAAAAUUCAGGAGAAUUUAUCUGCAGAAAGGACCAUCAACCUGUUCCACUGUCUGAAUGAACUGGGUGACAAUUCUCUAAUAGAGGAAGUACAAAGAUACCUGAGUUCAGGAAGUCUUUCAGCAGCAGACCUCUCACCUGCACAGUGGUCAGCUCUGGCCUUUGUGUUACUGAUGUCAGAUAAGGAGCUGGAUGUGUUUGAUCUGAAGAAAUACAUCAGAUCAGAUGAAGGUCUUCAGAGGCUGCUGCCUGUGAUCAAGAAAUCUAGGACAGCUCUGCUGGACAGCUGUAGACUCACAGAGACAUGCUGUGAAGUGUUGGCUUCAGCUCUCAGAUCAAACUCCUCUCAGCUGAGAGAGCUGGACCUGAGUGACAAUGAGCUGCAGGAUUCAGGGGUGAAGCUGCUGUCUGCUGGACUGGGGGAUUCACACUGUACACUGGAGAUACUGAGGUUGUCAGGCUGUAGAGUCACAGAAGAAGGCUGUUCUUCCCUGGCUUCAGCUCUGAGGUCAAACCCCUCACACCUGAGAGAGCUGGACCUGAGCUACAAUCACCCAGGAGACUUAGGAGUGAAGCUGCUCUCUGCUCUACUGGAGGAUCCCAGCUGUAAACUGAAGAAACUGAAGUGA
Messenger RNA from Brienomyrus brachyistius, 2982 nucleotides. RefSeq names its product NLR family CARD domain-containing protein 3-like. NCBI's taxonomy places the organism in Eukaryota, Metazoa, Chordata, Actinopteri, Osteoglossiformes, Mormyridae. Gene Ontology annotation, molecular function: protein binding. The record is from RefSeq and is a predicted model, not a curated record. The coding region runs from base 331 to 2982 and encodes 883 amino acids. The transcript is spliced from 9 exons.